AUGCCAAAGCUCAUCAUGGGAACCAGCGGCACGUUCAAAGAGCAGCAUAUGAUACGAGACGUGGUCGAUUCACUCGUGCCGACCCAGUCAUUGAUUGAUCGACUCGUUGAACACAGCGACAGGACAAUCUCAAAGCCGUAUAUCGACGCGGUCGAUUUUAAAGUUAACGCACCAAGCUACCAUCUUGAUGUAGCUCGCGCGCGUCAUUACCAUGGCUAA
Molecule: messenger RNA, 219 nt
Organism: Soboliphyme baturini
Lineage: Eukaryota; Metazoa; Nematoda; Enoplea; Dioctophymatida; Soboliphymatidae
Source: the annotation of a GenBank genome assembly